Messenger RNA from Toxotes jaculatrix (banded archerfish), 5010 nucleotides. It is a transcript of the gene klhl5, whose product is annotated as kelch-like family member 5. Gene Ontology annotation, molecular function: protein binding. The transcript has 13 exons. Bases 152 to 2527 code for a protein of 791 amino acids. NCBI's taxonomy places the organism in Eukaryota, Metazoa, Chordata, Actinopteri, Toxotidae. The record is from RefSeq and is a predicted model, not a curated record.
CCAUAUACUCCGCUAUGCUCCUCUCACUCCCUCCAGUCGCGGUUACGGGGCGUGCGGUUGCCAGGAGAGACGCGCGUACAGUUCAGUGUACAGCUUUAACGGCAGAGCGGCACGGGCUCUCCCCCGCCAUUUCCUCGUGCCGAGCCCUGGAAUGUCGAGUAGCGGCUCGGGCUCUUCCUCGCGGAAGGAGUUCGAUGUGAAGCAGAUUCUCAGGAUCCGAUGGAGGUGGUUCGGUCACCCCGCGGUCCCUCCGCCUCACUCCCCGCCGUUAGGAGACUACUUCGCCGGGAGGAGAGCGGGCGGCAGCAGCUCCGGAGACGGACCAUCAGUUAGCGGCUGCAGCAACUCGAAUUCAGCCGGCGUAAACCCCGGCGCGGGGGGUCACAGCGGUCUUGUGGCCAGCGGCAGCGCUGGGUCUAACCUGUGCAACGGCAGCAACAGAAAGUUUGCUGAUCCGGCGGGGAGUAGGGGCGGUCCGGGAGGAGCGGCAGUUGGAGCGACGGGGAGCUCCUGUCCCCGCUCCCUCAGCCAGCCAGAGUGUAGGAGCUCCGCCGCGGCGCUGUCGUGGGUCUCCCCGCCGCCUCAUCGUCGCUCUCGCCCAGUGACGAGUAUGGAGACCCCCGGCGAAGCUUCGGUGCCCCAGCUGGUACCAGAGCCACCUGCUCGUGUCGGGGUAGAUGAGGAGGAGGAGGAGGCGGCGGCGGUGGCAGCGGCGGCGGCGGCGGGCACCGAGGAGAACAACAACCACCCGGAAACCGACUCCAGCUCCUGCAGGACGUCUAACAGCAGCGCCACACUGUCCUCAUGCAUGUCAAUGGAGCCGUGUGCAUGUCCAGAGGAGUGUUUGUUCACCGCUCUGUCCCACGCCGACGUGACCUUCCGCAAGAUGGAGGGCUACCUGAGGAGCCGACAGCUGUGUGAUGUCAUACUGGUGGCUGGAGACAGGCGGAUACCUGCGCACAGACUGGUCCUCUCAUCCGUAUCGGACUACUUUGCAGCCAUGUUCACCAGUGAUGUGCGGGAGGCCAAGCAGGACGAGGUGAAAAUGGAGGGAGUAGACCCUGAUGCGUUGUGGGUCCUGGUGCAGUACGCAUACACAGGCCGUCUUGAAUUGAGGGAGGACACCAUUGAGUCUCUGCUUUCAGCCUCUUGCCUGCUGCAGUUGUCAUCUGUGAUUCAGGCCUGCUGCUCCUUCCUCAUGAAGCAGCUCCAUCCCUCCAACUGCCUGGGCAUCCGCUCUUAUGCUGACGCUCAGGGCUGCCAUGACCUGCAGAGAGCUGCUCACGCCUACACCAUGGAUCACUUUUUAGAGGUGGUGGGAGGCCAGGAGUUCCUUCUACUCCCGGUGGAGGAGAUGGAGAGGCUGCUCACUUCUGAUGACAUCAAUGUGCCAGACGAAGAAACCGUGGUAACGUCUUUGCUAACGUGGGUCCGUCAUGACUCCGCCACUCGACAGCGCCACUUGCCUUUGCUGCUGGCUCACAUUCGACUGCCGCUACUGCAACCACAGUUCUUGGCAGACCUAGAGUCCAACACUCUGCUCCGGGAUAGUGUGGAGUGCCAGCGGCUGCUGAUGGAGGGGAUGAAGUAUCACCUCCUGCCCCAGCGUCGGCCCCUACUUCAGAGCCCUCGCACCCAUCCUCGCAAGGCCACCGUAGGGGCCAUGUUUGCUGUCGGUGGCAUGGAUGCUACAAAAGGUGCUACCAGUAUCGAGCAAUACUGUCUGCGUCAGGACACGUGGAGGCAAGUAGCUACCAUGAGUGGACGGAGACUACAGUUUGGCGUAGCUGUCCUUGACGGCCGUCUCUAUGUGGUGGGGGGCCGAGAUGGACUCAAGACCCUCAACACUGUGGAGUGUUACAAUCCGCACAGCAAAACCUGGAGUGUCAUGCCUCCCAUGUCUACUCACAGGCAUGGCCUAGGUGUAGCUGUCCUCGAGGGGCCCAUGUACGCAGUAGGAGGACAUGACGGCUGGAGCUACCUCAGCACAGUGGAAAGGUGGGACCCCCAAGCUCGACAGUGGAGCUUUGUUGCAAGUAUGGCUACACCCAGAAGCACUGUGGGAGUAGCUGUACUUAAUGGCAAGUUGUAUGCAGUAGGAGGUCGUGAUGGCUCAUCCUGUCUGCGUUCAGUGGAGUGUUUCGACCCCCACACGAACAGGUGGAAUGGCUGUGCUCCUAUGGCUAAAAGACGUGGCGGUGUGGGUGUGGCCACAUGGCACGGCUUCUUGUACGCCAUCGGAGGUCAUGAUGCUCCGGCCUCAUCCCUGGCAUCUCGGUUAAGUGACUGCGUGGAGAGGUAUGACCCUCAGACAGACGUGUGGACGGCAGUGGCCCCCAUGAGCAUCAGCAGAGAUGCCGUUGGUGUUUGUCUCCUUGGCGACCGUCUCUACGCCGUGGGCGGUUAUGACGGCCAAGUGUAUCUCAAUACUGUAGAAGCUUAUGACCCUCAGACAAAUGAGUGGACACAGGUAGCACCUCUGUGUCUGGGCAGGGCGGGAGCAUGCGUGGUGGCUGUCAGACUGUGAAAACAUAAACACAAACAACUGAUGUUUGGUGGACUGUACCUGAUCAGGCUCAGAGACCCUCCUUUUUGCCACCACUGACAUGAUCGCUUACAUCUGCCUACACCAGGAGAAAAAGAUGCUGAUUAACAAACACUCUUCAGGUUUUACACUUUGGCAAAGUCAAGUGUUACACUCACGUCAAGACUGCCAAUCAUUCAUGUUAAUGUUUGGGGUAAAGUUUCUGAUAAAGUUUCCAUAUUUGAACAUCCUGCUAACUUCUGCCACAGAAGUGAACUACCACCAACACCCACAAUGAAGAAGAAUCUGCAGUGUUUAUCUGAGCAUGACAGAACAGCUGUCUCACAGCUUUUUUUCUUGCCUAUUAUUUUGUUCCUGUAGACAAGGUGGGACACACACACACACACACACACACACACACACAAACACACGUACACGCACACAAACCUACAUGGUUUCUUUCAGCUUCUAUUUCUGCUGACAGAAAGGUGAGGGAGACAGAGAGAGAUUGUCAAGACAGUUGAGAUGCCUCAUCGUUUUACGCUCGGUUUUCCUAACAAUACCUGGUAGUGUGUAUUGAUGCUAUUUUAAUAUGUUCCCUAUUAUUUUUAUGCUGCAGUUGGCAAGUGCUCCUGUCCUCUUUCUUUCACUCUCUUGCUCGCUGACAGAUAAAAGAAAGACUUGACGUAAUCAGCACAACCUUAUGAACAGCUGUACUGUACGGAACUGUGAGCCCUUUUGUUCUCUCAAUUCAGAAACAUAUCAUUAUGCUUUAUGUAAUAUUUCUGCGUGAAUGUCUUCCAUGUUGCAUCAGCUUACAUCUGAAGCAUACAGUAUUCUCUGAUAUGCAAUUUAUUGUAGCUUUUUGCAAGCUACGCUGGCAAAUUAUCCAACUUUUUGCUUUUCGUUUUGUGUUUUUAACUGUGUAAUUCUUUUCCAUUUUAAGGUCCAUAAUUGAGUCCAUAGUAAUAAUAAUAACACUGUGGCCCUUUGUUGAUCCCUGUAGGGAAAUUUUGUUUUCAAUUUCCUGCAGAGCACAGGGUCAGCUAUUUACAGAUUUGGUUUUAUACAGGGUCAGUCAAGCUUUUCUGUCUGCCAGCUACAUACCUUUUCUCCACUGUAGAUGUUUCUUCUGUGUAUGUUUGUGUGUGUCUGUGUCUGUGUGUGUUAGUGUGUGUGUGUCUGUGUACACAUGUGUUCGGGUGUUCAGAGAUUGCAAGGAGUAUAUUUUUAUCUCAAAUGAGAAUCUUCUCCCUUCCCCUCUCCACAUCUUCAAUUCCCUGCUGCUUUCUCUUCAUCCCCAUUUUCCCAUUUCAUCACCACACAGACACACACACUCAAGCACACACAAAUACACGCACCACUGCAUUUUAGAGCACAAUUGGAUACCCGGACAAAAUGAACAACAUACGACGUAAUGAGAGCAUGAAUUUAAUAACGUUGAUUCAGCCGGUGCCAACACUUUGUUUGAUGUCGAGUUCAAAGCGUUAUUAGAUUUGACGCGGCUGCAGACAAACCAUGAGACAUGAGCGGAAAAUGAAUCCUGUGAAAUGACCUCAUGUGUUCAUGUUUGAGGGUUUGUUUAAGUAAACUCAUGACAAGAAGCGUCAAGAAUACAAAGGUCCUAACUGCAGGUUCAUGCUGUACACAACUGUGUGUGUGUCCCCUGUUUGGCUCAAUCUGCUCCUCUGUGUUUGUGAGUGUGUGUGUAGUGUACAGAAAGCUAACUCCUGACACUGAGAGGCAAAGCAGGCAUCCUGUCUGAACUGACAGAUCUAGAGCUAAUGUAGCCCCCAGGAUGCACUGCACACACGCACGCAUACACACACACGCAUACACAUACACAUACACAUUCACCAGCUGAAAGCCAAGUGCCCCAGGAGUCAGUGAAGAUUGAAAAGCCUCCCAAAUUUGCCGGCGUGACAUCUAAAAAGCAGAGACGGGCAGGCUAGCAAUUCCCUACAGCUGAGCUGAUGUUUAUUCAAGCCUAAUGCUCUGCUGCAUUAUUCUAUUUUCUUCCCCUUCAGACCUGCCCGCUGUUUAUUUAGAGAGUAAUUCUCUUAAGAUCACAGCAGCGGAAGUGUGUCACCUCCACUGUGUAGAUGUUGUCAGAGAGUUUGAUGUCAGUCAGAGGUUAAAAAUAAAGACAGACACUCCAAAUCAAGGUAUAUAUUUCAGUAUAUUAUGUAUAUAAGUAGAUGUAAAAUCUGUAUGUAGUCUUAUUGCAUUAUGCUGUACAUUAUACAGUAAGCCCAUUAAAUAUGCCAUGUGUUAUCAUGUGUUUCUUUUUGUACCAUGAAUUCAGAUGAAGAAGAUGUGAAAUAAAACAAGGGGUGGUGAGGUAUGGUACAGCUGCUCACCUCCUCUUUUUCUACCAGAAUAUCUCAUUUACUCUUUUACAAUAUAAAUUAUGUAUGUAUAAUAUAAGCUGCUGUAAUAUGCUGUUAUUGGUCUUUUAUACAUUAAAGUCAAGAUGUGAUUUAACA